Molecule: messenger RNA, 4321 nt
Organism: Penaeus chinensis
Lineage: Eukaryota; Metazoa; Arthropoda; Malacostraca; Decapoda; Penaeidae
Product: probable muscarinic acetylcholine receptor gar-1
Exons: 3
Coding region: 1-3027 (1008 amino acids)
Biological process (GO): G protein-coupled receptor signaling pathway, coupled to cyclic nucleotide second messenger; chemical synaptic transmission; adenylate cyclase-inhibiting G protein-coupled acetylcholine receptor signaling pathway
Cellular component (GO): membrane; synapse; dendrite
Molecular function (GO): G protein-coupled acetylcholine receptor activity; G protein-coupled serotonin receptor activity
Source: RefSeq, a predicted model, not a curated record
AUGACUGUCAGGAAGCAGCAGCGCGUGCGGAGCGGCGAUGGUGACGUCACCGCGGACGGCAGGGAGUCGGUGCUAAACAUGACGGCGCCCCUGGGAGACCCCCUGGGAGACCCCCUGGGAGACCCCCUGGGCGUGGGUGCAGGGACGACCACGCUCCUCCCCUACAUCGAUCCCCGGAGGUCAGGGACGAGAGCGAGCGACCCCGUCAUCAGCUUCCUGAACGCCACGACGGACCUGUGGGGCGAGAACUCGUCGUGCCUCGGCAACGGGUCGCUCGAGUGCGAGAUGGUGCGCAUCAACGCCACGGAGGGCGCCGAGCCGGUGCUACCGCCCUUCGAGCUCUGGCAGACAGUGCUGAUCGCCAUCUGCCUGGCGUGCUGCAUGAUCAUCACCGUGGGUGGAAACUGCCUGGUGCUGCUAUCGUUCAUCGUGGAGCGCGCGAUCCGCCAGCCCUCCAACUACUUCAUCGCCUCCCUCGCCAUGACCGACGUCAUCAUCGGCUCCGUGUCGAUGCCCCUGUACACCGUGUACGUCCUGAUGGGCGAGUGGACGCUGGGCCCCAUCUUGUGCGACCUGUGGCUGUCCGUCGACUACACGGUGUGCCUGGCGUCGCAGUACACGGUCCUGCUCAUCACCAUCGACCGCUUCUGCUCCGUCAAGAUCGCGGCCAAGUACCGCGGCUGGCGCACCCGCACGAAGGUGCUGGUGAUGGUGGCCAUGACGUGGAUCAUCCCGUCGCUGCUGUUCUUCAUCAGCAUCUUCGGCUGGGAGCACUUCGUGGGCUACCGCUCGCUGCAGCCCAACGAGUGCGAGGUGCAGUUCCUGCGCGACCCUGUCUUCAACACGGCGCUUAUCGUCACCUAUUAUUGGGUCACGCUCGUCGUGCUCUUCGUGCUCUACGCCGGCAUCUACAAAACGGCCUACGACAUGCAGAAGAAGUCGGAAGCCAAGCACCGCAAAAUGCAGACGCUGGUGGCCCUCAGCGCCGGCGGCAUGGCGGGCAUGGCGGGCCGCACAGCCGGCCUGGGCAUGAGCAAGACGCAGAGCACGCUGCUCAGCCAGGACAAGCCGCAGCCCGCCCCGCCGCCCGUCGCCAGCACGCAGCAGCAGGCUCCGCAGGGCGGCUCCGGCGUCAGCGACUCCUCCUCGAGUCAGAAGACCUCCUCCAAGACCACAGAAACCACCAGCUUCUCGGAGCGUCGCGGAGAGCCCACGGAGAAGUCGGAACGUUCCAGCAGCCCCGCUUUCGACUCUGACGAGGAGAGCAGCCAGGUGCCCACCGGGAGGCGGUCGGGGCUGCCCAACAGCGCCGUGCCGCGCCUCGAGCCCCCGCCGCAGCAUCGUAAGACGCCGACGGCGGACACCCUGCCCAAGAUCCCCGAACAGAGCGUGCUGGACACGUCGACCACGCUGGAGGGCAGCUCCUCGUCCGACGCGGGCAUUGGAGCGCUGGCCGUCACGCUCACCCGCUCUUUGCCCUUCGCGGCCCACCACCACCACCACCCACAGGCGCCCAGAGGCCCGGCGCCUACGCUGCCGGACGUCGCCCUGCACGAGGCGGGCCUGCAGGGCUCGGGGCUGCUGGACGUGACGCUCGGCGCGGCCACGGCUCCGCUGGCCAAGCGCAUGUCGGGCGACUUCUCCAAGGAGGAGAAGGACGACAACAGCGGUCACUCGGACGAGACGUUGAGCGUGCAGUCGGGCGGGGAGCCGCAGCCGCAGCCGCAGCCCAAGACGCAGCAACCGCUGCACCCGACCUCGCUGCCGCUGAGACCCAUCAACGCCGUGCCCAUCCUGCCGCUGGCCGCCUCCACGCCCACUGACAUGCUGGACGAGCGGGUGAUCGCGCCGCCCGCCAUGUUCGCCGAUGCCAUGAGCGUGAGCAGCAUCUGCACCACGCGGCCGCCGUCGUCGCUCAACUAUGGCCCGAUGGCCUACGACAUCCUCACCGGCCUGGACACGGGCGACCUGCGCUUCAUGGACGAGUCGUCAAUCAUCCUGCCGUCGCCCGUGGUGGAGGACCCGCCCUCGUCCGUGUGGGCGGCCACGCUGCACAGCCCCGGCUCACCCACGGGCCGCUCGCUCACCUCCACGCUCACCACGCCGCACAGCAUCCACCGCAAGAUGAGCCGCAUGCAGUCGCGCUCCGACGAGGAGAUGAGCAUCGAGGAGGCGGACGAGUCGGUCGACGCGGACGACGAGGCCGGCGACAGGGACGAGGACGACGAUGAUGAGGAGGCGUCCGAGCACUCCACCAACGUGCUUGUCACCUCCAUCAUCCACGCCUGCGCUGCCGUGACCAACCUGGCGGGCUCCGAAAAGAUUCCCAGCCCUGUCAGCCCGAAGGAGGAGACGGCGACGGAGACCGCCGCCGCCAGCCCGAGCGCACACAACAGCAUAGCGACGGCGCCCAACAACACCGCCGCGCCCGCGCCCAGCCAGCCGCCGCCGGUCAAGCCGAGAGCGAGCCCGACAGGAGCAGCGGCGACUGCGCCGGCGGGCGCGGCGAGGCCGAGCGUCUCGAGCUCGGGCCCCACCAACCAGCUGAUCGCGACCCACAACGUCAACUCGAACAAGACAGUGACGAGCGUGGCGCGGACCGAAGCCUCGUCGCUGAUCGAGAAGGACCGCGGGACGUCGGUGGCGUCGGAGGCACAGAGCUCCAUCAAGGGCUCUUCCCUGAAGGGCUCGCGCAAGGGCAUCGUCAAGUCCAUCCGGAGCCUGAAGAAGAAGAAGAAGAAGGCCGAGGGCGAGAAGCGGCACCGCUCUAAGUCCGAGAACCGAGCCAACAAAGCGCUGAGAACGAUCUCCAUCAUCCUGGGCGCCUUCGUGGCCUGCUGGACGCCCUACCACAUCCUGGCCAUCGCCGAGAGCUUCUGCCAGUGCACCAACACCCACGUGUACAUGUUCGCCUACUUCCUGUGCUACGCCAACAGCCCCAUCAACCCCUUGUGUUACGCCCUGGCCAACCAGCAGUUCAAGAAGACUUUCAUGCGAAUUCUCAAAGGCGAUUUGCACAUAACGUAACGCAGCCGACCGGUAGACUGUGCCGUUGAUAUUUACUCAAUUAUCUGUGAUAUCUGUAGAGAGAGAGAUCAUAUUCCAGUGCUCAGUGCGGGAUGUACAGCCAUCGGUACAAGUGUACAUUACCUCAGGCGUAGCGUUUACACGGAACAAAAUGUGCACUUCAUCUUAAAUACAGUAUUCAUGUCCGUGACAGUGAUGUGUGCGUACUGGAGAGCAGUGUGUACAUACCCAAGUGCAGUGUAUACAUAUACAUGCAUUUCUGAAUGGUGCAACAUGUAUUCAUGUACAUACUUACACUUCAUGUGCACUUUUUAUCCAACUUGUGCUAUAACCAAUGCUAUCUUGCAUAUUUUUCCAUAGAGUACAUGUGCACAUUACCUAAACGAGACAAGUUACAACUCCGGAUGCCCCCCUCCCUCCCCCCUUCCCUCCUUCCCCCUCUUUCCCCUCGUGGUCAGAAUGCACAAAUUUGUUGAUGUUCGUGCAUUCGAAAACACACCAAAGGCUGCCGUGGAGUGUUCCAAAAGGUGCGCAUAUGUGUGUGUGUGCUGCCGCUGUUUUGUGUACAUAACCAUAGUGUAGGUGUACAUGUGACUGGACAUCAGUGUACAAUUGUACAUGCUGACUUUGUAGCAGUUCUCAAGCAAUCACCUGAAAUGUGUUUAUAAGUGAAACAUUGAACAAAAGUAUUGUAUAAACUUUAAUUGUAGAAAUUACUUAAACAAAAAAAAACAAUAUACAUAUAUACCAGUAUUUUCAUGAAUCGUAGAAAUAAAAUAUAUAAAUAAGUUUCGGAGAAUUUAGCACACUUGACACUUUUCAAGGAGAGAAAGGAAAAUAAGUGGAAAAGUGUAGAAGAAAAAAAGUGUGUAAGCCAAUAUGAUACGAUGAAAAUGGAGAAUAAAAGUGAGAACGAAAACCCAUUAAUUAAAAAAAAACUAUAUAUAUAACAAUUAUAUAUAUAUAGAUAGUUAGACAAACAAAAAGACAGGACUCUUAAGGUACAUCAGGGCAAAACACAGAAUACAAUAUUAUCGUAUAUAAAUAUAUGUGUUGGAUUAACGACGUGAUAAAAUAAAAAUGUUUGAACCCCCCUUAGUCCUACCUUCCUCCCCGCUCCCCCAACCCCCUACCCCCUCCCCCAUUCCUACAUCCCUGUGCUUUGUUUAUUUCAUUUGAUUUUGUUUCGAUUCGCUUCGCUGGAAAAAAAGGCAGAGCUUUUCGUUGGCUGACCUUCAUUGGCUGCCCAGCGCUGGCGCCUCAUCGGGUCAGUGUCAGAGAAACAGAGACAGUU